This is a messenger RNA of Lentinula edodes (shiitake mushroom), 1368 nucleotides long. RefSeq lists its product as uncharacterized. The transcript has 7 exons. The coding region runs from base 1 to 1368 and encodes 455 amino acids. The record is from RefSeq and is a predicted model, not a curated record. NCBI's taxonomy places the organism in Eukaryota, Fungi, Basidiomycota, Agaricomycetes, Agaricales, Omphalotaceae.
AUGAGCACCUCUAACCUCCCCUACCCCUGGAGUAGUCACCCAUCCUCAGCUACUCCCUCCUUCCGGCAUAACAUUCUGUCAAGCAACAACGAACCUGUAGCUCCCCGUCUUCUUCUGCCCCAUCCAAAUGCCGACAACCCUUCAGCUCUGCACGUUUUACCUUCACUGUCUUCACCAUUGCAGUUGCCACCUGUUCCUCCUUCUCCAAGUCCCAUGAGGAGAACGGCUCCUAAAGACUCUCUCACAACCUCACACCCACCAUCACCACCUCCUCCAUUCCCUCAGAGCCCUCUUGGGCCGGGAAGCACGGGUACUCAGCCUGCUGUGCAGUUAGUUGUUCCGAGAGCAGUAGUCGAUGGCUUGGCCCGAGACUUCAGUCUCACAGACGUACAGAGGAAAAUUAUGCAAACCUUUCUUCAUUUUGGGUCUGUUGGACAAGGAUUAUCCAAGCCUGACCUUCUCACCCGUCUCUACCAGCUUGCAAUCACAUUUGACCUGGAGAAUAAAAGGCCAAAGGCUGAUGGAAUUGACGUCCAGACUAUGCAGGCAAUGAUGAAGGACCUGAAGAUCCGACUCGAACAGACAUUCUCAUUAACAAGGUCGCAGACGAGAACAAUCCGUCUCCUUGCUCAAGAGAAGAUGUUCGAUCCUAUGCGGACUUGCUAUAUGGGUGUUAACCAAGACGUCUUUGAUUAUAUCAGAGCUCACAGCGAAGAGCUAAAUUAUUCGAACGUAAUGGGUAACCCUUCAUAUGAGCUGGUGAUGUUGAAGGAAGUCAAAAAAGCCUGCUCAAGUAUCAGAAACAACUUUAGACAACACCUUCGCGACAGCAUCACCGUUUAUAUAGAUGCAGUUGCGUUCACUCAUAAAAUGAAAAAAUUGUAUCAGCGACCUGGAGGAGUUACAUAUGACGACCGUUUAUUGCUUUUGCGAAACAUAAUCUUACGACGCUAUAUGGUUGACCACCCAAACACUGUUUGGGUAGAAGAGGAACUGACAGAUGACACAACGUCCGAUGUAGACAACGCUGCAGCGCCGUCCAAUGCCGAUGGGAGUACACGGCCUGCAAAACGCCCGAGAACAGUGAAGUCAAGUGCAGGUGGACGUGUUCCGAAGGGGCAGGAUUUCUGGAGCCUGAUUGACUCUUGGUUCUACUCUAAAAAAGAUUUGGGGAAAAGGCUCACCGAUGAAGGCUGGAAACAGCUCUUGGAGGGAUAUGUCCGUUUCGACGAAGCUGGCUUCAAAUCCAGAGCGUCGUCACCCCGACCUACAGCUGAUGGACAACUCGAUACUCAUGCUAUGCAGACAAGAAGAGGGUGGUUUGAUGGGGAUGGACCAGGAAGCAGUGCACUCGCCCUGGUCAUAUGA